Molecule: messenger RNA, 1830 nt
Organism: Letharia columbiana
Lineage: Eukaryota; Fungi; Ascomycota; Lecanoromycetes; Lecanorales; Parmeliaceae
Exons: 2
Coding region: 1-1830 (609 amino acids)
Source: RefSeq, a predicted model, not a curated record
AUGCCUCUCAAUGCCUCUGCCAUUUAUCCAUCCUCAGAUCCCGAGUUCAUCUCCUUUCCUAGUCGUCGAAGCGUUGUUCAUAGUACCAAUGGCAUCGUUGCGUGUACCCAGCCGCUGGCUGCUCAAGCAGGGCAGAGAAUGUUACGGGCUGGCGGGAACGCAGCAGAUGCGGCUGUGGCCGUGGCAGCUGCCUUGAAUAUGACGGAACCCUCUUCCACCGGGAUUGGGGGCGAUAUGUUCUGUCUCUUCUACAACGCCAAGACUAGGAAGGUGGAAUCUAUGAAUGGGUCUGGCCGGUCUUCAGGAAGCGGUUCAUUGGAACAAAUGCGAAAGGACUUAGGGGUGAAGCCCGGAGAGCCUGGGACAAUCCCUAUGACAAGCGUCCAAGCUGUUACGACCCCAGGGGCCGCAGCUGGAUGGGUAGACACAAUUGAGAGGUUCGGUAGUGGAAAGCUCAGCAUGGAGGAUAUCCUGAAACCUGCGAUUGAGCUUGGCGAAGAGGGUUUUCCGGUGGCAGAGCUGUCUUCGUUUUUUUGGCGCGCCAGCGAGAAGCUCAUCCGCAAUGCUUCCCCAAACUUUGGCGAAAUGUUGAAAACGGACAGCAAAGCACCAGACGGCAAACGAGCGCCUAGGCCAGGAGAAUUGUUCUACAAUCCAACCCUCGCUAAUACGUUCCGGCUUCUCGCCAAAAAUGGCAAAGCUGGAUUCUACGAGGGUUCGGUAGCCGAAGCUCUGGUAAAAGUCGUUCAGGACCUCGGAGGUCAUCUAACUCUUGAAGAUAUGAGAUACCACGCCCAAACAGGAACCGAGGAAACAAAACCAAUUUCCUUGAUAUUCAACAGCCAAGACAUCGGUGCCAUCCAGAGUAAAGGUCUCGAUGGACAACCUAGCCAGACCGCCCCAUCCCAUGGAGUGGAAGUAUGGGAACACCCACCUAAUGGUCAAGGAAUAGUUGCUUUGAUGGCCCUUGGAAUACUGGAAGAACUCGAGAAAGCGGGCAAGAUUCGUAAUUUCGCGGAAAAGGAGCACAAUUGCACCGAGUACCUCCAUGCGGUCAUCGAAGCUCUCCGUAUUUCUUUUGCAGACGCCGCCUGGUUUGUCGCAGACCCCAACGUCGUCAAAGUACCAACCGAGGAAAUGAUCUCAAAGCCCUACCUUGCUGAACGCGCCAAACUCUUCAACCCCAAAAAAGCAUCAGAACGUCCAGCUCACGGCUCACCGGCCCACAACCACAGCGAUACCGUCUAUUUCGCCACCACCGACAAGGAUGGCAACGGCUGCAGUUUCAUCAACAGUAACUUCGGCGGCUUCGGCACAUGCAUCAUUCCCAAAGGCUGCGGCUUCACCUUGCAAAAUCGUGGUGCGGGGUUCUCAUUGGAAGAAGGCCAUCCCAACGUCUUUGCGCCGAGGAAAAGGCCGUAUCAUACUAUCAUCCCAUCUAUGAUCACGAAUCCGGAUGAUGGCAGCUUACACUCCGUAUAUGGCGUGAUGGGUGGCUUCAUGCAGCCACAAGGGCAUGUCCAAGUCUUGUUGAACAUGCUAGCGUUCAAGUACGAACCACAAGCUGCGCUAGAUGCGCCGAGAUUCUGUAUAGGGGCUGGUAUGCCAGAUCAGGGCAGUUUGUUGGAUACUAUUUAUCUCGAAGAUGGCAUCAGCGAGCAGGUCAAGAAGGGCUUGACAGCAUUGGGGCAUAAGGUUGAAACAGUCAGAGGACAUCAGAGGGGACUAUUUGGUAGAGGACAAGUAAUCAGAUGUCAUAUGGAAGAUGGGCGGCAUGUGUUUAGUGCUGGGAGUGAUCCUAGAGGGGAUGGGGCGGCCUUUCCAGUAUGA